AUGGUGUCAGAAACAAGUGACACAUCCAAUGCUACGGCCUCCUCUGCAGCAGCAUCAACACCAGCUAAUGCAGCUAGUUCCAACACUUUGACAUCUAACGGUUUUGCUUCAAGCCCAACUUCUAUUACACCAAUUGUAGCUACUGAUCAGCAACAGAUGGUUUCUGGAUUAUUGGGGACCUCUGUUUCCCAUUCUGUAGUCACUUCAAGUACCACAGGAGUUGAACCAAGCACUGCUGUAACUGUGAGCACUGCACCUACAACAGUUGCAGGAAGCUCAGGAGUAGCAGCCAGCUCACUUGAUUCAAAAAUUCCAUCCAUUGUUGAAAAUCAAGCAACUCAUGAUUCUACUUCCUCUGUAAAUGGAGCACCUCUUCAAGAUAUGGAGGAAGCCAAAAGAGGACUUCCUGUGGUUGGACCAACUAAUGUGACUCCUUCAGCGGAGAAGACCAAUGAUGGUGAAACUUUUGUAUAUGCAAAUAAGCAGGUAAGGAUUCUUUAUGUCAUGUAUAAUCUCCUCUAUUAAAAAAAUUGACAAUGACUUGUGGAAAAUAAUAUUCGGAAUUAUUAUGUCAAUU
Trifolium pratense (red clover) is the source of this 577-nucleotide messenger RNA. Its product is annotated as spore coat protein SP96-like. The transcript has 3 exons. Bases 1 to 525 code for a protein of 174 amino acids. The record is from RefSeq and is a predicted model, not a curated record. Lineage: Eukaryota; Viridiplantae; Streptophyta; Magnoliopsida; Fabales; Fabaceae.